UAGACACAUUUCGUGUCAUUCGUAAACAAACAAAACUCCGUGAUGGAUGGCAGAUAUAGCUUUCGUCGGUUUAUUAUUUUAUUUUGCUGUCCUUCUUAUGUGAUACUUACCCAUUAUCCUACAGUUUUCUGGACAACAAACAACUGCAGAUUCAACUUGAACAAAAAUGGACAGGAAGGAUACAAAAUUAACGUGAAAGCAAUGAGCAAUAUGAUCUUCAUGUGUCCCCACAUUUCAUUGUGGGCGGGUAAAACUGAUGAUAACCCCACGCGUAGCAUGAUGUACUCCAAUGUCCUUUUGGUUGACAGAGAGAGUUACAUGAGUUGCGACAUUAAAAACGAAUCAAACGUAAAAGAACUAUUAACUUGUAAAAAAGACCCAAUGGGGAAAGAAGUUGACUUUGUUAAGCAGACGUUCGCCAGUCGACAUGCCGACAGUACUAAACACCCGUAUCAUGGUGGAAAUCAUUACUAUUUCAUCUCGACAUCAAAUGGUUCUCUUGACAGCAUCCACAAUAGAAAUGGCGGUUAUUGUCGAACGCAUCACAUGAAGCUCGUUAUUUACGUUUGUAAGGAUGAUGAACCUUGUGAGUUUGAAAUGCCUAGCUGUUCAAGUGAAGGUCAUCCACCAAAUAUUAAACCACAACUAAAAGGCUGCAACUCGUCGAAUGUUCCAACUGAUGGUGUUCUCUCUGUACAAGCGAGCAAACAGAAAGGAUUGCUUAACGAAGAGCAACAUGUGAUUGUUUACGCCAUCUUGGGCUUUAUAAUAUUAAUUCUGCUCCUUGUAAUAUGCUGGCUUGUGAGAAGUAAACUUUCGCCCACAGACGAAGGCGCAAAUAAGACCAAAAAACCUUUGACGAAGAAUUCAGAUGGUGGAGUCCGUGUAUGAAAAAAAAAUCCGAGAAGAUUAUCUUAUUUUCUAAUUGUUGAGUUUUGAACGUUAAAAUAAAUGUUGUUUAAUUUCUUUAACUAAAAUUUAGAUAUGCGAAGCAUAUAUACUUUGACAAUAAGGUAGUGUAUUGUAAAAUAAUGUGUACUAUAAUGACUCGUAAAAUGACUGGAUUGAUGGAGUGUCCGUUACAUGUUUGGAGAUGUUCAUCGUACGAACUACAUGUACAAACAAACAAUGACUUUCCAACGUAGAUGUAAAUAAAUUAAAGUUCGCAUUGUAAAUUUGAAAAUAAAUUUCCUUAGUAGUAA
Molecule: messenger RNA, 1202 nt
Organism: Xenia sp. Carnegie-2017
Lineage: Eukaryota; Metazoa; Cnidaria; Anthozoa; Malacalcyonacea; Xeniidae
Product: ephrin-B2-like
Exons: 5
Coding region: 43-891 (282 amino acids)
Biological process (GO): axon guidance; ephrin receptor signaling pathway
Cellular component (GO): plasma membrane
Molecular function (GO): ephrin receptor binding
Source: RefSeq, a predicted model, not a curated record